AAAUAAACUUUCGUCCUCAGCCAGUAGCUUCGCGUCUCAAUUCCCAAUUUAUAUUCAAUAUUAUUUAUUUAUACUCUUCAAGGUUCAAAAUAUAUUCAAAAUCGACGAUUAGCUAAAGACAAAGAAUGCCGAUGUAUACCAAAGCCGUAUUAAAAUAAUAAUUACAACAAAAGAACUUAAUCAUGAAUGAACCUGGUGUAAUAAAAAAAUUGGAUGAGAAUGUAGUUAACCGAAUAGCAGCUGGUGAGAUAGUUCAGAGACCGGCUAAUGCUUUAAAAGAAUUAAUCGAAAACAGCUUGGACGCCCAUGCAACAAAUAUAAUUAUUACUGUCAAAGCAGGAGGCUUAAAAUAUCUACAGAUACAAGAUAAUGGAACGGGUAUUAGAAGUGAUAGUCUGGACAUUGUGUGCGAAAGGUUUACCACUUCAAAGUUGCGGGAAUAUGAGGAUUUGCAGGCUAUUAACACAUAUGGGUUCAGGGGUGAAGCCCUAGCCAGUAUAAGUCAUAUAGCUCAUUUGACAAUCUUGACUAAAACACAACAAGAUAAAUGUGCUUAUAAAGCUUCCUAUGAAAAUGGAAAACUUAAAGGUCCAGUAAAAGCAUGCGCUGGUAAUAAUGGCACUCAAAUAACUGUUGAAGAUUUAUUCUUCAAUGUCAUAGCUCGUAAGAAGGCCCUCCGUAGCCCCAACGAAGAAUACACCCAUAUAAUGGAAGUGGUUGGAGGGUAUGCAAUACAUAAUAGUCAUGUGGGAUUUCAUCUAAAGAAAUUUGGAGAAAAUACAGAUAUAAAAACACCCAUUAAAUCAUCUGUAGUGGAGAAUGUCAGAAUUAUACAUGGUAACUCAAUAGCUCGGGAGCUGCUUGAGAUAGAACUGAAGGAUCCAACAUUAAAGCUGUCUCUUCAUGGUUAUGUGACUAAUGUGAACUACUCACAUAAGAAAGGGACCAUGCUUUUAUUCAUUAACCAUAGACUAGUUGAUUCCUUAUCCAUCCGUAAAGCAGUUGAUUCUGUGUAUGCGACGUAUUUGCCGAAAAACGCACAUUCGUUCGUCUACCUCAGCAUUGAAUUGGAUCCUAAAAACGUCGAUGUUAAUGUUCAUCCAACGAAACACGAAGUGCAAUUCUUAUACGAGGAGCAAAUAAUAGAUAGAAUAAAAACUGUCAUAGAAAAUAAACUGCUCAGCUGUAACUCGUCCAGGGUUAUGUAUACUCAGGCCAGACUACCAGGAGCGACAAUGGUUGAAGAAAUAGUUAAGAAAACAACAGAUGGUGCAAAAAUCUACGCCAAAGAUUUAGUACGUGUCGAUUCCGAUACGCAAAAAAUCGACAAAUUCUUCCGAACAGUAACGAAACCGGAAACUACAAUAGAACAAGCCGUAAGCACAGAUAAAGAAACAAUAAAAGUCGACCAAGAUAUACAAGACACAGUUUUGGAAGAUCCAAUUGAUGUUCUAGAUAAUUCCUUAUUCUUAGAACCUAAUGAGAGCAAAAGUAAAACAGAGGGAAAUACAAAAACAGCCGUCGUAGACAGUAAUAUUACAUACAUAGAUCCAAAAGAAUCAUUCAAAACAAGAACAUUCCAGUAUGAGAGAGUCGAAACUAAAUUAACAAGUGUAAAGCAGUUGCGGAUGGACGUGGAAAAUAAUUGUAAUAUGAAUUUAAGGGAAAUACUGGCUAAUUUAAUAUUCAUAGCGUGCAUUGAUAGUCGCAGGUCGCUUAUACAACAUUCUACUAAAUUGUACUUAUGUGACACUACUCGGUUAACUGAGGAACUGUUCUAUGAGACGAUAUUAUACGAUUUUCAAAAUUUGGGAUUAAUAAAGUUAUCAGAUCCCCUGCCAUUAGAAGAAUUGUUUAUGUUAGGACUUAGUUCACAAGAAUCUCAGUGGGACCCAGAAUUAGGUGAUAAACGAGACAUGGCCAAGCAGAUGGUGGAGUUACUUGUGAGCAAGUGUUCAAUGCUCUUUGAAUACUUCUCACUACAAAUAAACCACCAAGGGGAAUUACUGGCCUUACCUUUACUUCUUGAUGGUCACACUCCUUUCAUGGGGGCGUUACCCACUUACCUCGUCCGGCUCGUCACGGAAGUGAACUGGAAAUCCGAAAAGGAAUGUUUCGAUACAUUCAGCCGACAAACCGCCAUAUUUUACUCUCAACCGAACCCCGAUACAACUGAAGAGGUAUUAAAAGCGGAAAUGUGGAAACAGGAACAUAUUCUAUUCCCCGCUAUAAGAAGAAAUUUUUUGCCUCCAACAAGUUUUAUUGGCAAUGGAGCUAUAUUACAAAUUGCAAGCUUAUGUGAUCUUUACAAAGUGUUUGAACGAUGUUAGUGUUAU
Molecule: messenger RNA, 2336 nt
Organism: Nymphalis io (European peacock)
Lineage: Eukaryota; Metazoa; Arthropoda; Insecta; Lepidoptera; Nymphalidae
Gene: Mlh1
Product: DNA mismatch repair protein Mlh1
Exons: 11
Coding region: 183-2330 (715 amino acids)
Biological process (GO): mismatch repair
Cellular component (GO): MutLalpha complex
Molecular function (GO): mismatched DNA binding; ATP-dependent DNA damage sensor activity; ATP binding
Source: RefSeq, a predicted model, not a curated record